CCCGCCAUUGGACCCCUUUGUCCUUCACCUGUGGUUAUCCAGGGCUCUUCUCUCUUUUUAUCCUUCUUCCCCUUCCAGUGGUUAUCAAGAUGCCUGCCACGGCGUCCCGUGCCGUGCUGCGGCAAUCGCAGUUCCUGACCCGGAGGACCGCAGUCAGAUACUCUUCUUCCAGCUCCCAAGCUGCCUCUAAGGCUUCGGAGGCUGCCUCUGCUGCUGCCUCCAAGGCAUCCGAAGGCCUCUCUCGUGUCUCUUCCGCUGCUGGCCCUGCCCUCAACAAUCUCGGCAACGCCCUGAGGAAGGUCGGUGGAAGAACCGGAAAAGUUAUCUCCUUUGUCGAUUCCUUGAUCCCCCCUACUCUCUACUACUCGAAGGUUGGCCUUGAACUUGGCAAGCUGGUAUUCCGUGGACAGAACAUGACUCCCCCAAGCAUGGCCACUUUCCAAUCCUACUUCCAGCCUUUGAUCAACUCUCUCCGCAGCCCCGCCGCCUUCAAGAACGCCAACUUCGUCUCCCCCCAACAGAUCCUGGCCCGUGUUCGCAAUGCCAACAAGAAGGAGAUCGCCCUGGCCGGUGUCACUGCUGCGGAGGUUAUUGGAUUCUUCACCGUUGGAGAGAUCAUCGGUCGCAUGAACAUUGUCGGCUACAAGGGACAUCCUAGCCAUGAACACCACUAGACCGCCAACCGCAUGCAAUCCUGUCUACCCUGUCUUUCUUCCUGUUAUACUUUCCUAUGUGCACUGUACUAUUGUAUGAUAGACGAUGGAAUUUAACUGUUGUCUGAGGCAAAUUUUGCGAAUUUGGGACCAUCUGUUUUACCUCUGUGGAUGUUGGAUACUCGAGCUCUAGAAACGUUUCUCCCACGAACGCUGGAGAUGAGCGGGAUUCUACUGUCUACUGUUCUAGAGCGCUGUCGAAAAACCUAUAGACUCUAUUAUAUGAUACGGCAAUACAUCUGUUUUUUU
Messenger RNA from Aspergillus ochraceoroseus IBT 24754, 962 nucleotides. RefSeq names its product F1F0 ATP synthase subunit g. Gene Ontology annotation, molecular function: proton transmembrane transporter activity. The transcript has 3 exons. The record is from RefSeq and is a predicted model, not a curated record. Gene Ontology annotation, biological process: proton motive force-driven ATP synthesis. The coding region runs from base 90 to 674 and encodes 194 amino acids. NCBI's taxonomy places the organism in Eukaryota, Fungi, Ascomycota, Eurotiomycetes, Eurotiales, Aspergillaceae.